Messenger RNA from Carassius carassius (crucian carp), 1815 nucleotides. It is a transcript of the gene cldn33b, whose product is annotated as claudin 33b. Gene Ontology annotation, biological process: bicellular tight junction assembly; cell adhesion. Gene Ontology annotation, molecular function: structural molecule activity. The transcript has a single exon. Lineage: Eukaryota; Metazoa; Chordata; Actinopteri; Cypriniformes; Cyprinidae. Gene Ontology annotation, cellular component: bicellular tight junction; plasma membrane. The record is from RefSeq and is a predicted model, not a curated record. The coding region runs from base 258 to 923 and encodes 221 amino acids.
GUGCCCUCUCUCCCCAUGUGCACAUUUCCUCUACCUCUUAUGCUCAGAUGAUGAGUGCCUCUUACUGAAGACUGACGGACUGUGAAGAACCUGCAACCAGAACUCUACAGUAUCUGGAUCCAAGGUGCUACCUCUGUUCUUCUCGCUCUCUCCUCCAUUCUUCUCUCAUUCCUUCUCAUCGAGAGGAGGUUCUUGAGGUGCCAGCCAAACCUGAGGGCCGUCAGACCCCGAGAGGGACACGGUAGUGAGAGGUAACCAUGACAAACCCAUGCAUGGUGUUUCUGGAACUGCUUGGGAUGCUGAUCGGGAUGGGCGGCUGGUUUUGUUCAUUGGCAGCCACCAUCAUGCCUCAGUGGUUGUCACUUUCUACUGAACUAAUGGGCAUGGAGAGCUACGAACAAGGGCUUUGGGAGGCUUGCGUGAUCCAGGAGGUUGCUGGCACGGAGUGUCGCCCCUAUGAUACUAUCCUAGGCCUCGAGCCCAAGUUUAUGCUGGCCCGUAUUCUAAUAUGCAUUUCGGAUGCCACAUGUCUUCUCGGACUCCUCCUCACCAUUCCUGCCAUGAGUCAGAUCAACUGCUUGAAGAGUGAUGAGGGAAGGAGGACCAAGCGAGGUUUGAAGAUCACGGCUGGUGUGUUUUUAUGCAUCGCUGGAUUGUUUGUGCUCUUUCCCGUCUCCUACGUCGCUCACGAUAUUGUUACUAAGUUCUUUGAUGAGACCAUACCUCAUGUGGUGCCACGUUCAGAGUUUGGGGACGCACUGUUUAUCGGCUGGGCUGCAGGACUUCUUGACGUUGUGGCAGCCGUGCUGUUAUUCGCCUCUUGCUCCGACUCAAGAGACAGUGAACCACAUCUGGUGCAUCACUUUCAAAGGCAGGAGAUCAGAACUAUUGAUGGUUCGAGAAAACGCACUGAGUAUGUUUGAGGUACAUUUGUUGUGUAAUGCCUAUUAGUGUUGAUGGAGCAGCAAAAAAAACUUUUGGAUAAUAUCGUCUGGAAAAUGUUUAUACUUAGAUUCAGUGUAUCCAUCAAUCAAACUCUUGAAACAGGUAAAUCAUUAUUAUGAUGCAUUUGUCCUUUAAUAUCUGAGUAGUCUAUUUGAUUAUUUGUAUUAUCAGUAACGUAUUAAUAUUGAAAAGUUGCCAAUACGUUUUCAGUUGCUUUAAUAGAGAUUUAAUGAUUGAAAAAAAAAAAGACAACAGUAUUUUUUCUUGGCAUUUUGUGGAGUUUUGAUCACAGAUUUUGUGUGCUUUAAUAUACGUAUAUAUAACCAGAAAAGCAUAAAGCUAAGAUUUUGGUCUUCUUUGUUUUGUGUGCAUUUUCACACUGUACAUCUAGCACUCAAUGCCACCUGCAAAAGUACUUCUCAAUUUGAAGGAUGUAUCCUGGCAAGUCUCCAUACCUCGGCAGGCACGUCAUCAGGGCACAAAUGAUUUUAGAGAGGAAGACAUUGUUUUCUUUUGUUUUGUUGUACAUGUAACACAUAAUGCUAAACUAUGCAUCGUGCUAGAAGAUUGCAGAUGCUUGUCAUUAAAUAUACUUCAGUAAUACAAAGUCAGGUAAUAUAAAGAUUUUAAUAUAAAGUAUUCUUCAAAUUAUAAUUAUAAUGUUUUCUCACACUAGUGUUUAAAUUCUGAGCAGGACUGUACAACUAAAUCCUCGGAAGGACUGAAGGACUUAUUAGGAUGCAGCCUUCCGUUUGAGAAACAGCCAUUCUUUGGAGAUCUUUGUCUGUAAACAGCACCUGGAAAACAGCUUGUACUAAGCCAGAAUACUGUCUAUUUUAGUAAGAAAUAAAAGAUGCUUAUUUACACAUA